Molecule: messenger RNA, 2199 nt
Organism: Necator americanus (New World hookworm)
Lineage: Eukaryota; Metazoa; Nematoda; Chromadorea; Rhabditida; Ancylostomatidae
Exons: 3
Coding region: 1-2199 (732 amino acids)
Molecular function (GO): catalytic activity
Source: RefSeq, a predicted model, not a curated record
AUGCAAGCCAAGAAGAUCAAAUACGACGUCAUCGGACUGACCGAGACGAGACGAUGUCACCCUCUCAACACCGUAUAUGAAACUGGAGAAGAACUGUUCUUAGGAACAUGCGACAGUAGAGGUGUUGGUGGAGUUGGCGUCCUCGUCAACACGAGUAUGGCAAAGAACACCGACUCUUUCGAACAUUUUACGAGCCGAAUCGGACGUCUGCGGAUGAGAAGAUGUGGUCCAACACCAGCUUUGACUAUCUUCGUCGCUUACGCUCCAACAUCAAGCUGCGAAGAAGUCGAAACUUUCUAUAUGGAAAUGGAGAAGUUCUACCGAGAAGAUCAUGCUUUCUACAAGGUCAUAAUUGGCGAUUUCAACGCCAAAGUUGGCCCAAGAAGAACGCCGGAGGAACUUCACAUCGGGACCCACGGCCUACAAUGGAAUGACCAGGGGGAGAGGCUCUCCGAGUUCAUCAUGACGACUAAGACCAUCCAUGGGAACUCGCAAUUCCAGAAGCCCUCCUCUCUACGCUGGACGUGGGAGUCACCCGGUGGAGGGUAUCGUAAUGAAAUAGACCACAUCAUCGUUAAUAAAAGGUUCUGCCUGACGGACGUCGCUGUUGUACCAAAGUUCUAUACGGGAUCGGACCAUCGCCUCCUCCGAGGAAGAUUUUCCUUCACAAGGAGAGCAGAGAAAGCCGCCAAGUUCAGAGAGAGAAAUCCCAGGACUACCAUCAACUGGGAUCUCUUCGCUACGCUAGCCCUCUUUUGGGAAGAUUCCGCAAUGGACAACAUCGACGAGGAAUAUGACCGGCUUGUCGAACACCUUCACGACUGCGCGAAGAAGGCUGAGAGUUUUAAAACCACCAAGAGGCGUCUGUCUCUUGAAACUCUUGAGCUGAUACGCCAGCGUGGAGCAGCACGAGCCGCAGGGAACCAAGAACUCACGUCCGAGCUCGCAAGGCUUUGCAGAGAGGUGAUAAAGGAGGACCUUAAAGAGAGAAGAGCAGAAGUGCUGGCUGAAGCUGCAGAGGCGGGGAAAAACAUCAGCUAUGCCCAUCGAGACUUCGCCGGUCGCAAGACAAGGAUGACUGCUCUCCGAACCCAAAGGGAAGAGCCAUUGCAUCGAGAAGGGAGAUGGAGAAAAUCAUCUACGACUUCUACUCUGAUCUCUUCGACAGCCAUGUUCUUACUUACCUCCUCACCAUCUGAGGGAAGAUGGACAAGUCAUUCCAGAGGUUCUCCCGUCCGAAAUACGACAUGCUAUCAUAGCCUUCCGCCAGUACUCAUCAACACCCUGGCGAGGCUCUUUACACGUUAUCUGUCGGAAUGCAAGGUUCCUAAACAGUGGAAGACCAGCAAGACCGUGUUGCUGUAUAAAAAGGGAGAUCCACAUGACAUCGGCAACUAUCGUCCAAUCUGCCUACUGUCCGUCAUCUACAAGCUCUUUACAAGAGUAAUCCUUAAUAGAAUUGAAAAAGUUUUGGAUGAAGGACAGCCAUGCGAGCAAGCAGGGUUUCGAAAAGGAUUCAGCGCGAUUGACCACAUUCACACUGUUUCGAAACUCAUCGAGGUAUCACGAGAGUACAAGAUACCGCUCUGUCUCACCUUCAUCGACUUAAAGAAGGUCUUCGACUCAGUUGAGACGGAAGCGGUCGUGGAAGCCUUGGACAAUCAAGGCGUCCCUACUCAGUACAUAAAGAGGGGGGUCCGACAGGGUGACACAAUUUCACCCAAAAUAUUCACAGCCGCCCUCGAGAACGCAAUGCGAAAGUUGGAAUGGGACGACAUGGGAGUGAAGGUCGAUAUUCGGCAGCUACACCAUUUGCGCUUUGCUGAUGACAUCGUACUGAUAACACCUAGCAUCAGCCAAGCGGAACGAAUGCUGACCGAAUUCGACGAAACAUGUGGAUGCAUCGGUCUUCAGCUGAAUCUACAAAAGACGAUGUUCAUGUGGAACGGAUGGGUCUCGGAUGCCCCAUUCACGCUCAACGGAACGAACAUAUCCGAAUGCACCAGCUACGUUUAUCUGGGUCGGGAACUAAACAUGAUGAACGACCUGACCUCCGAGCUGGGCAGGAGGAGACGAGCGGCUUGGGGAGCGUACAAGAGCAUCGAGAAUGUAGUGAAGAAGACCAGGAACACCCGGCUCCGUGCUCUCCUCUUCAACACCACCGUACUUCCUGUUUUGACCUAUGCUUCGGAAACCUAG